Cucumis sativus (cucumber) is the source of this 1491-nucleotide messenger RNA. RefSeq lists its product as uncharacterized. The transcript has a single exon. NCBI's taxonomy places the organism in Eukaryota, Viridiplantae, Streptophyta, Magnoliopsida, Cucurbitales, Cucurbitaceae. The coding region runs from base 162 to 1064 and encodes 300 amino acids. The record is from RefSeq and is a predicted model, not a curated record.
UGCUUUUACUAUCCCUUCUUCUUUCCCACCCUAAAAUUUAAACCCCAAAAUCCUUUCCUUUCAAUUCAUCUCUUCCAAAAUGUCUCCCCGUUCCUCCCCUUACGCCGCCUGCUUCCGCCCUCCGACCAGCACCCCUCCCCCCCCUCACCCCGCCUCCUCCCAUGUCCAGCCAAUCCAACCUCACCACCGCCCUCUACCAAACCCCCACCGCCGCCUUCUCCCUCACCUGGUCCCGCACCCUCUUCUCCCGCACCCUCCAUCUCACCUCCGACCGCAGCCACUCCUGCUGCCUCCACCUCAACUCCUUCGCCUUCUGGAAAAAAUCUGGCUCCAAGCAUCUCCCCGGCUCCCCUUCUCUCCGCCUCUUCUGGGAUUUCUCCCGGGCCCGAUUCGGGUCCGCUCCGGAGCCCCGAUCCGGAUUCUACAUCGCCCUCCUCGUUGACAACCAAAUGACCCUCCUCGUCGGUGAUUUGGUCAAGGAAGCUUACGCCAAAACCAAAGCUCUGAAACCCAAAAACCCUCAAUCUCUUGUUCUGAAAAGAGAACAAGUAGUUGCUCACAAAAUCUACUCGACGAAAGCCAAAAUCGGCGGUAGAAUCCGGGACAUCCAGAUCGAUUGCGGCUACAACGACGAUACCCGGCUCUGUUUUGCCUUCGACGAUGUUAAGGUUCUGGAAAUCAAGCACUUGAAAUGGAAGUUCCGUGGAAACGAGAAGGUCGAUGUGGAGGGAAUUCCGGUCCAGAUCUCUUGGGAUGUAUACAAUUGGGUGUUCGGCGACGAGAAGGAUCACGGCCACGCCAUUUUCAUGUUCAGAUUCGACGAAGACGAUGAAGAAUUAAGAACAGAGACGCCAUCGUUUCAGAGGAAUGGGAUGGAGCAUUGGUCCAUCAACAAUCACUCCAGAAGAAUGAGAAUGAGUUCCUCUUCCUCCUCACUUUCCAUGUCGUCGGUGGGUUCCUCCGCCGGUAGCUCCUCCGUUCUCGACUGGACAACCGUCGAGGAAUCCGAGCUCGGCGGCGGCCCAUCUACCUUCUCCCUUCUCGUUUACGCUUGGAAAAAGUAGGCCACAACUUCACCAGAACUUCAAAAUCGGUAAAAUCCCAAUUCAUUUUUCUUUUUACAAAAACACUAACACCAUUAAAAAUUACAACAACCCAUUAUCAGAAUCAUUCUAAAUUUGUAUGAAUAUUCAAAUUCAGCCUUUCAAUUUCACUACACUGAUCUAACAUAGAAGCAAAUUGGUCAUUUUUUUUCCAUGGGAUUCGAUUGAUUGUACUGUACAAAUAUUCAGAAAUUCUUGCUUUUUUUUUUUUCUUUUCUUUUCUUUUCUGUAUCUGUUUCGUCUGUAAUUUUCCUUUUUCCCAGUUGAAAUUAUCAGAUAUUUUUUUUGAGAAAUUUUGACUUUGUAAUUGUAUUGUAACGUACGGGAUAUUUCAUUAGAAACCAGCAAUGAAAUUACGAUAAACAAUGAUUUGUUGUUAUUAUGAUGA